Molecule: messenger RNA, 390 nt
Organism: Ogataea philodendri
Lineage: Eukaryota; Fungi; Ascomycota; Pichiomycetes; Pichiales; Pichiaceae
Exons: 1
Coding region: 1-390 (129 amino acids)
Source: RefSeq, a predicted model, not a curated record
AUGUUGCAAAAGAACAGGGUCCUCGCCGCUGGCCACGUUACACUGGUGCAUGAGUCUCUGUUCGUGGGGCUCGAACUCGCCCGUGACAGAGUGGAUCACGCCCCUGUUGUGGAAGAUGCAGAGGUCGCCGGUGUUCCAGCCGUGGCAGUAGAUGUGCUGUGGCGAGAUGGCCGGUCUCAUGAGCUUGUGGACAAUCUUUCUGGCGUCCUCGAGCUCGGCAACAACCUCGCCGGUUUUCGUGUUGAUCAGCUGGUACACGCAGCAGCCGUGCACUUGCAAGUGAGGUUUCUUGGUGACAGGAUUGGUCCAAACCAAUGGAAGCUUCUUGACCUUGGACUCCUCCCAUUGAGGAAGAUUGUCCAAUGGGACCUCCUUAGGAGGCUCCUCUGA